CUUGAUCUUGACCAACGCGUUCCAGUUCGUGGGAAAAUUCUGCAGACAAUUUCUCUUCUGAGUUGCAGCAAUCCACACCUGAGAAAGAGGUUUUCUAUCAUACAGCCAUCACACUUCUUGCCGGAAUCUCAGAGCUUACCCAGCUUGAGUUUUUUUCCCUCUGGGAAUUGAACACUGUCCAGGUGGUUUGCAAGCCCCCUCCUUUCCUAGGGGGUGUGAGAGAACUUCACCCACGAUGGGAUCGCUUCUACCGGUUACUGUGUAUUGCAUCAGCCUGUUCUCCCUGCCCCAGCUGCUGGCACUUCCAGUGGGAAGCCGACUGGAGAGGACCAGGUCAGAGUUGAUGAAAAGAUUCCAUCAGCUUGAAUCAAAUGUUGCUGAUACAAAAAUUGCCAGCUCCAUGGCACCUCUUGACAGCACGGCUCUAUGGCGGGCACUUCUCAUCAAACAUCCUCCCUCAUCAAAUCUGGGUGCGACGCAUGACUCUGCCACCCUGACUCAAGUGGCAGGAGCAUCUGCACUGGAGUUGGGCGAGACAAGGCACAAACGGUCAAGAGGUCGUCGCCACGUCCAUGCUGGAUCAAGAGCUCAUCACCACCAGCACCACGCCCAGCUGAUGCGUGUCGGGUGUGUUCUUGGCACAUGCCAAGUGCAAAAUCUCAGUCACCGCCUCUACCAGCUCAUUGGUCAAAGUGGACGUGAAGACUCCUCCCCCAUUAACCCUCGUAGCCCACACAGUUAUGGAUGAGCUGCAGUUGGAAUCUAGCUCAAAAGCAAAUUACAACAAUGCCGCAAUCUCGUCUUUGUCUUCAUGUUCUUUCGAUUUCCAAAAUAGCCAUUGAGUUAGAGAUUGAUGUAGUGCUAUUUUCCCUCCUAAAUUUCCCACUUCUGCAACCAUUAUUUUGUUCUUGUAGACGGAAUGGAUCUUAGUUACUCACACAACUUACUCUGAACUCCUCAGUUUUUCAAUGCCCCGAUGACAUGGACUCCAACUCUUUCCAGGUCUUUUUUUUCUGCUUUUCUUCAGGCGGUUGCAAAGCUGAGACAUUCCACGUUGACACUGUGAUGCUGUUAUUGACGCUUCACUGGCCUUCCUCUCACCACAACAGCAGUGGACAGUGGCCUUGUUGGUAUAAUAUCAAAUGACCACACACCUCUCCCAAAACACUGGCCAACUUUACUGAACACUGUGAGCUUCUACACCUUUGAUCAAACAUUUAAGCCUUUAAUGUGGAUUUCAACUAAAAGCGUAGUUGGAUUGCUGUCAAACUCAAGGCAUGUACAAAUCUUGUCAGGCACUGCACCCUCUCACCUCUGUUCCACACUCCAUACUCCCAAGGUGCCUUUCCAAGAGGAUCUGUCCAGACAGCUUAGGAGAAUAAUUUUGAGAAUGAUUAACUGGGGCAGCCUUAAGGUCUUCAAGUAUAAGACCACCAGCCAAUAACUCAAGCUGUUCAGAGCCAGCUGACGACCCCAGCACUCAGUUUAAUUGACCCUCUCAAGCACUGUGUUGUACUAAGCAUGACGAGCUCCACAUAUGACUGGGCAUUACCAAGACGGAACAAUGACUCUUCAACAGACACAUCCAACAAGAUCCAAUUUCUCGUGAGGGUGAACAUACUAGCCUAUCGGUUUGAUCCCCUCAUAUUGUACACUAGCAUGACUUGAUGUUAAAUCUUAAUAAGUUCACUAGUGUGGUCGAGGAGUCCAAAUCAGAAAUACUAAAUACUUCACCUGAUUCAUAAAUUCUGUCCUGAGUGUUCAUUGACAGCUGUGUAAUGACUCAGCUGUAGUUCUCUUAGCCGUUACAGUUUGAGUCGUGGCAAUCUUCGCAUUAAAACAAUCUUGCUGAGGUUGGCUGAAAUUCACAAUCAAAGAAGGUUUUCCUAAUCUUUCCCUGUAAGUGACCAUGACACAUGCAGACACCCAUACUAAGGUCAAAGGCGGUUAUGGAUCCCCUAAUGUCCACAAGAUAUACUCGUGCUCACCGAUGUUUAAUACGGCAUUGAACUUUGUUUUAAUAGUUAUUUAUGUUAUUUAUUAGUAAAACAGUCUUAUACAAAGGCAUACCUAAAAAUUAUUUAUUAUUUAUUGAAUUUCAUGGCACUACUGUUAGCAUGUUAAAUGUAUUUACAUGAGUGUAAUGUCAAUGGUACUGUUACAUUAAGGGUUUUUUGUUUGUUUAUUUGCUUUUUUUUUUUUUUUUUGAAGAUAAUAGUUCAGCCAUAAUUUCAGAAGAGAGUAUGCCAAAUUUCAAAUCUGUUUGCAAGAUAUCAUAAAGACUCUUAAAAAAGUAUGUCUGAAUUCGUGGGCGUAUGCUUAUUCUAAAAAUUCUUCUAGACUUCCUCUUUGAGGCGUUUACAGAAUGGCCCUUAAAAUGGCUUACCACAACAGUCCUGAAAUAUACAACACAAUGUUUCCAUGGAUUUUAGGUCUAUGACCUUGUGGCCCAAUGCAUUGAGACAAACUACGUGUUUUAUACCUUCAGUAUUGAAGGACUGUAUAGUUAAAGUAAUCCCAAAAAGCUCAGAUGAACAUGAAAUGUCCAUUACAUACCAGGCUCUAGUGAAAACACAUACAGGCCAAGAACUACUCUAUAAAAAACCCAGCUGUGCAGCAAAUAGAAGCCUUAAUAGUUUUACAGUAUAUAUAACUAAGGUAAAGUAAUAUACAAAGCAUGAUUCAGCAUGAACUAAUGUGAUUUUUUUUUUUUUUAUUUCACCUGAUCCAAAAAAUAAUACACCUUUGGCAUUCGCACGUUUUUUUUUUCUUUCUUUUUUUUUUAAUCAAAAAACUUUAUUAAUGACUACAUCUGGCUGAAAAUCAACCAAAUACCUGAGGAUACUUGACUUUCAUUUUUUCACUUUUGAUUUCUUUCAUACUUUACUCCUUGUCAGUCAUCAAUCUCUCUCAUUGGCCAACAUAGACCUAAUCUUUGCAUUGCUCUACUCUUAAUCAAUAUUUCUUCGUCAAGCAAGUCAUUUUGAUUCUCUCGCUUGUUCAUGGUUGUUUCCACCAUGAUCAUGAGGGUUUGCUAGUUGUAAUCUCUGGUGCCUCUGUGCUUUAAGGUUAAUCUGUUCAAAAGCUUUCUGAACACAUACCAUUCUCUGCUGUAAUGGAUCUAAUCAAUGUCUCAUGACUAAUAAUUAAAAUGCUUUUAAAAUGCUGAGAAUCUGUUGAAUCUCUAUUUUAUUGAAGUAUCCAGCCUGUAUGUGUGUAUGUAUAUAGACUUAAUACUAACUCACCAGCCAUAUUCCAACAGCUCUGUCCUUUUGUUUUUACCCAUAGUAAAAUUUUGGACAACGUUUUCAGUGUUGUAAAAUCUUAGUAACAUGGAUUUUUGCGUAAGCUCUGCGUCACAGCCUAGUCCUGGCCAUUCUCAGUAGCUCUGUGUUUGUUUGAGAUCUCUGUGGGUCUACGUAUCCUGGUAGCUUAUUGUUAAGACCUUUGCUCCCUUUAAACCCCCCGCUGUUCGUUAGGAAAAAUACAUCAGUUUCACACAAAUGUGGCCACCCUCUUCAUUCCCUGUUUUCUUAACUUUUUACUGCCUCUGUAUUGUGAAGAAUUCAUGUAAUGUAGGCAUGCACUAAAUGAUCAGAAAUGUUUUGGUGAUUAUGAGAUAUUUUAGGUAUUUUCAGUUAUCCUAGUCUCUUUGGUUACACUCCAAAAAUGCUUGUUCCGUAUGCAGGACGUCAGUUGUGUUUUAACCACAAAACAAAGCACUUUAUAAGAAGUACAUGCAAAGUCUUGAACUUUGAAUGGUGUAAUUUAACUAUUUAACUUGAGUUGUAUAUACUUUAUCUGUAUAAAUAUACUUUAAGAGAUGUUGGUUUUCCAAGUAUGACUUGGGAACAUAAUCAGUAUUACACAUAAUAUGUGACUAGUAGUUGUGAUAUUUAAUUAAUGUUUGUACGUUGUAUUUAUAUAUCUAAAUGUCACCAAAGAUACUAUUUAUCAAAACAACAAUGUGCUGCACUUCAAAGGUGCCUUUUGGGUAGGACAGAAAAGCAUUCCUGAAAAUCUGCAUUCACUUACAUGUCACCCUCAGCUUAUGUCCUUUACUCUCUGUUAAAUAAACAAUUACACCAUAGAGA
This is a messenger RNA of Chanos chanos (milkfish), 4094 nucleotides long. RefSeq names its product adrenomedullin 2a (gene adm2a). Gene Ontology annotation, molecular function: hormone activity. Gene Ontology annotation, cellular component: extracellular region. The coding region runs from base 236 to 748 and encodes 170 amino acids. Lineage: Eukaryota; Metazoa; Chordata; Actinopteri; Gonorynchiformes; Chanidae. The transcript has 3 exons. The record is from RefSeq and is a predicted model, not a curated record. Gene Ontology annotation, biological process: regulation of systemic arterial blood pressure; positive regulation of heart rate; adenylate cyclase-activating G protein-coupled receptor signaling pathway.